Molecule: messenger RNA, 399 nt
Organism: Fraxinus pennsylvanica
Lineage: Eukaryota; Viridiplantae; Streptophyta; Magnoliopsida; Lamiales; Oleaceae
Source: the annotation of a GenBank genome assembly
AUGGCAUCGACGCUGAAAUAUGUUCGCGUUCCACCGAACUCGGCGAACUUGGAGGAGGCGCGGAAGCGGGUUUUCGAGUUCUUCAAGACGGCGUGCAGAUCCAUCCCUACCAUCAUGGACAUCUACAUCCUCGAUGACGUCGCCAAACCCUCCGAGCUUCGCUCCACCGUCGCCUCUGAGAUCCGCAAGAACGCUCAUGUUACUGACCCCAAGGUUAUAGAUAUGCUGCUCUUCAAGGCGACGGAAGAGUUGAGCAACAUCGUGGAGCAUGCAAAGCAGAGGCACCAUAUUAUUGGACAAUAUGUGGUAGGUCGGCAAGGCCUUACGCAAGACCUAGGAAUAAAGGAUCAGGGCAACUCCAAUUUCCUGAAAAAUUUCUAUAGCGGAAACUAUUUCUGA